AUGCAUUGUGUGCACUGGGCAGUGGGCAGACUGAACGGUAGAGGACGAGCUGCAGCUGGAACAGUGCAACGCACCACCCGCCCACUCUCUCUUUUUCUCUUUCCCCAUCUCCUUCGCUUCUUCCCACCUCACACACCAACCAAGGUCGGUCCACGGUACCACCAGCGGUCUGGAGUCAGCACAUCUGCACGGCGGCAGCAAGACAAAUGGAUUAUCGAGGCUUCGGUCGAGCAUCUAGUGGAGGGUCAAACAUCCAGCUGCGGAUACGUACCUUCCAGCGUGGGAUUACCAGCCACGGACGACCCAAACGAGUCGCCGGCUGCUCACACUGUGAUGUGGCAGAGUGCCAGAGACAUUGCCCAAGGCCCCAAAGAUCCUCCACUCUCAUUGGGUACAUACACAUGGGAGGUGCUGUUGCACACUGCUGCAGGAGGCUGCAGCCCACCUGCCGUGGAAGCUACCACGCUUCUCACCUUCCAUCUCUCACACAGGGCACACCGCAACUGCCCACCUCACACACCAGAGCAGGGAAGGCAGCAUCUUGGUCCCGGCGCAGACGUUUACGCAGAUCUCAGCAGAGGUCUCUCGCCCCAUAUCGUCACUCGUCACUCUCUGCCCCUCCCCCUCCUUCACCCCAGCAUCAUCCGUCAGUGGCCAAACCAUGAACAGGCCAUGAUGGAAGCCCCAGACCUGUUUAUCGAUCCAUGCCUCUUCUCUUUCCAUUCUAGCACGUCUCGACUCUUGGCUUCAGUCAUUCAGCAACUCCCCGGUGCCAUCUUGCGACUGCCGGCCGAUGGACUGCUGCUGCUGCGGAGGCGCCAGAUCAAGAUUAAGCUUCCAGCUGCGGCGGUGGGCGCCAAACGCCUUCUAGACCAACUCUCGACUGGGACCAUACGUUCUACACCUUCUAUCCGUACGGCGAAAGCGUGGGAUUUGCUGUGGUACCCGACCUUGCACCAGCACUGCAUGAAGUGGACGGGCCUCCUGCGAGACCACGCCAGCAGCGCCCCUGGGCCAGACCCUGGAACAAAUGUGUCUCUCAAGUCCCUGGUCUCUGGCUCUCUGCUCCCCGGUUGUGGCACAAAUCGCAUUCCCCUCGCCUUGUCACCCCACGUCCCAGUCCGUCACCUCGACAGUCAGCCCGGUCAACCAGUCAGUCACCCAGUCAUCCGAUCAACCGUCAUCCCGUCCGCUCGCUCUCUUGCCUUUGGCAGCGCCACGACAGUCACAGCACCGGUACGGAUACAUGGCCAGGGCUCAUCUCAACAAUGUAACGGGCAUUUGUUCCGUUUGCCUACCGUUUCCAUGCCAGCCAAUCGUGCCGGUCACCUAAUGUCCCGCGCAAUGGAACUGAGGACUGCUAUUUUGGUCGCCCAGUCGGCUCUCUACGCUACGGAUACUGGUUGGAUGCUUGCACGCUGUGCAGAGAGGCCAGAGCCGGACGGUCCUGGGCUCAGGGUUCCUGGAUUCGCCCGUGCCUGGGAAGGCCGAGGACCCUUUCAGCAGACUGCAGCAGACACAACAAGUAAAGAAAAGCAACAUGGUGGUGUGGGGACUCUGCCAUUGAGUUCGACCUUCGCUGUCACACAGUUCCUGUUGACCCAUCCAAUCCACGCUCGAUGCUCUACACCUACCAACGCCGAAGCUCCUCUGGAAGGAAGGAUUCGAUGGCCGGUUGGACAACCUUCUUCUGUUGCUCUUGGUCUCCAGCCUCUGGACCAACCUUCCAGCCUCACCAGCUGUGCCAUCACCAAUCAGUCCCCCGCUGACUUCCAAACCCUACCAUAA
Molecule: messenger RNA, 1788 nt
Organism: Colletotrichum paranaense
Lineage: Eukaryota; Fungi; Ascomycota; Sordariomycetes; Glomerellales; Glomerellaceae
Exons: 7
Coding region: 1-1788 (595 amino acids)
Source: RefSeq, a predicted model, not a curated record